AUGUACGGAAUACGGUUCAUGAAUAGAAAUCAAUCUCCAAGCCAUAAGGAAGAUCGUGCCCAAUAUAACCAACCAUCAAAUGAGAGUUUGAUCACGGAGAAGAAAUUAUUCAUGAUUGAGUGCAAGAUUGAACUUCUAAAUAUUUUGCAAUCGUCAUCAAUUGAUCAUCAACCGACAAAUGGGAAUUUAUUAACAAAUAAUUGUAAUAGUAAUACUAAUAAUAAUAAUUCAUCAUCAUUGUCAUUAUCAGCUGAAGGGAGAAUUAAAUAUUAUUCGGAUCAGUUGGAGGAGGCUAAGAAGAUUGUGCAAGAUUUAAAGUUUAUCCAAUUGGUUAUGAAUGAAAGUAAUUUGGAUGUAUUGGAACGAUUAAAGAUUCAAGUUGUGGAUCCAGAGGAAGAAGAAAUGCAGAAAAUCUAA
Naegleria gruberi is the source of this 417-nucleotide messenger RNA. RefSeq lists its product as uncharacterized. The record is from RefSeq and is a predicted model, not a curated record. The transcript has a single exon. Bases 1 to 417 code for a protein of 138 amino acids. NCBI's taxonomy places the organism in Eukaryota, Heterolobosea, Eutetramitea, Acrasida, Naegleriidae.